AUGUCCUCCUUAGUUGAACAAGCAAAGAAAGCUGCUGCUUUCAAAGCCGUUGACGAGAAUUUUCCCAAGUCCGCUAAAGUCGUUGGAGUGGGUUCCGGAUCUACCGUAGUAUACGUUGCAGAAAGACUUGGACAACUUCCUAACAAGAGCUCAUUUGUUUGUAUUCCAACUGGAUUCCAAUCCAAACAGCUCAUUAUCGACAAUGGCUUGAACUUGGGUUCCAUUGAACAAUUCCCUAAUGUAGAUAUUGCGUUUGACGGAGCUGAUGAGGUGGACUCGGACUUGAAUUUAAUUAAGGGAGGAGGUGCCUGUCUUUUCCAAGAAAAGCUCGUAGCAGCAUCUGCCAACACUUUUAUAGUUGUAGCCGAUUAUAGGAAACAGUCUCCUACUAAGUUAGGGAAAAAUUGGACCCAGGGUGUCCCAAUUGAAGUAGUUCCAAAUUCUUAUGUUAGUGUCACUAGGCAAUUAAAGGAAAAAUUGGGUGCCAAGUCGAUCAAUUUAAGACAAGGUGGUCUGGCCAAGGCCGGUCCUGUAGUGACUGAUAACAACAAUUUCUUACUUGAUGCCGAUUUUGGAGAAAUUCAAGAUCCUAAACUGCUUCAUUCUGAGAUCAAAUUGUUGGUUGGUGUUGUGGAAACUGGUUUAUUCACUAGCAUUGCCAAGAAGGUGUACUUUGGAGAAGAAAGUGGUGAAGUUACCAUCUGGUAA
Dujonia railenensis is the source of this 708-nucleotide messenger RNA. NCBI's taxonomy places the organism in Eukaryota, Fungi, Ascomycota, Pichiomycetes, Serinales, Debaryomycetaceae. The record is from the annotation of a GenBank genome assembly.